Physella acuta is the source of this 983-nucleotide messenger RNA. Its product is annotated as cystatin-B. Gene Ontology annotation, cellular component: cytosol. Gene Ontology annotation, molecular function: cysteine-type endopeptidase inhibitor activity. The record is from RefSeq and is a predicted model, not a curated record. NCBI's taxonomy places the organism in Eukaryota, Metazoa, Mollusca, Gastropoda, Physidae.
CGUGAUAAUGUUUGUGCUUCUAUUUUUUGGUACACUUCAUUGUAACACAGCGAGUAUAAUAUUAAAUCUUAGCGUUAGGCCUAGUAAUCUAGUAAGAAGCUAAACCGUGAAAAUGAUGUGCGGCGGAACAAGCGACGUUAAGGAAGCCAAUGAAGAAAUCCAUGAGUUGGUUAAAGAGAUCCGGGGUGAGUUAGAGAAGAAAGUGGAGAAAACCUACCCAGAUUUUAAAGCCGUGUCUUUUAAAUCACAAGUAGUUGCUGGAACCAACUUUUUUGUCAAGAUCCUUGUUAAUGAUGGUGAAUAUGUCCAUGUAAGAAUUUUCCGUCCUCUGCCACACACAAACGAGGGUCCAAAAGUUCACAGCUAUCAGGAAAACAAGACUAAAGAUGAUGCACUUGAAUACUUUUAAUUAAAUUUUAACAAGUGAUAUUUUUUUUUAACUUAUGUGGUAAUUUUGAUAGCCUAUAUUAUUAACAAGCAGGGAAUGGUGUAUGAUGAUUAUUGUGCAGCUUAUUUUAUUGCAUUUAUAUUAUUAAAAAUUAUCUUUUCAAAAAAGUAGAUUACUAUUAUUUUAUAUAUUCGCUACUAACACAUUUGCUUAGUUUCAUGGUACAAACAAUUUAGAAAGAAAUUUGCUUAUCAGAAAUUUUAUGCUUUUUGGCAUUAAUUUUGAUGUUGUCCUACAUCUGGCUGAGGGAAUCUGUGGAUAAAUAUCUUUGUAAUUUUUGCCUUAUUUUUUCUACAUAAAUUAUCUCAUCUGAUAUUAUAUACAUUACAUUACUAGCAAUUUUAUUUUGUGUUUUUGUAUAAAUCUGUCAAACAAUCAAUCAUAAGUUCACUUUAGAGGGAGGUAAAUCUAAUGUAAAAGUUACAGAUAAAGACAAGUUAUCUACCUUUAUAAGUUACAGAGCAGGUUUAUUCAUUGAAAUCUAUUUUAUUUGUCAAUUCUGUUUGUGUAUUCAAAUUAAAAUAUUCAUACUUCA